This is a messenger RNA of Ambispora gerdemannii, 585 nucleotides long. NCBI's taxonomy places the organism in Eukaryota, Fungi, Glomeromycota, Glomeromycetes, Archaeosporales, Ambisporaceae. The record is from the annotation of a GenBank genome assembly.
AUGAUUGAAACCUUAAAAGUAAUUAAGAAAAAUCAUGGUGAUAUAAUUAUAUUGUCAGAUGCUAAUGUAGUAUUUAUCGAUAUUAUAUUGAAGGCAAAUAAAGUAGAUAACCUUAUUUCUCAAAUAAUUACAAAUCCGGCAGAUUGGGAAGAUACAGGAAGACUACGCGUUCAUCGACUACACCCGACAGAAAUAGCUCCUCAUGGAUGUCUUAACAAAUGCGCAUUGAAUAUCUGUAAAGGGACUGAAUUAGUGAAUUAUCUUGCACCAUUUAUUGAACAACAAGAAAAUUACUAUAACCAAAUUCUGUACGUUGGAGAUUCAAUCAAUGAUUUUUGUCCAGCCACCAAGAUGAAAAGUAAUGAUGUGGUGUUAGUACGAAAAGGUUAUGCACUUGAGAGAUUUCUUAACAGUCCUGGUUAUUUUAACGAUGAUGAUCUUGGUGGUAGUGAUAAAUUGAAAAAAAUGAAUAGAGACAAGAUUAAUGCACGAAUCGUAUAUUGGAAAGAUGCUUCAGAUAUAUUGAAUACUGUAAAAAAUGAAUUCGAACUAGCAGUUGCUGCUGAAACAGUUGAAGAUAUUUAA